Molecule: messenger RNA, 2550 nt
Organism: Funneliformis mosseae
Lineage: Eukaryota; Fungi; Glomeromycota; Glomeromycetes; Glomerales; Glomeraceae
Source: the annotation of a GenBank genome assembly
AUGUCAAUCAAAGAUGAUAUGAUACAGAGACAUAGAUUUUCAGCAGAGACACAAAUUAAUGUUAAUGUACCAGCAAUUCAUAUGCAUCCAGCACAUUGGAAGGAUCCCGAAAAAUUUGAUCCUUCACGAUUUCUGAACCAAGGCGUACCAGGUGGAAAUAAGAUCUCAAAGAACUCUCUGUUGAUUUUCGGUGGAGGGCCAAGGAUGUGUCCGGUUACACGAACGAUUGAAUCAUUAUUUACUGGUGGUAAAGCAGCAAUUACACCGGAUGAACAAUAUUUGAUUACAACGAUUGGAGAAGAUAUUGAUGUUACGGAGAUUCAAAAUGGAAAAAGAUUGUUUCGUUUAAGUGGAGAUACGGAAAUAAUUACAACGUUCGCUAUAACACCAGAUGGUAAAUAUUUAAUAAGCUCAUCUCGUAGUCUAACAGUUAAAAUAUGGGAUUUGGAAACAGGAAAAUGUAUAAGAUCAUUCAAGGCUCAUGAAGCUCCUAUAAUUGUAAUUGAUGUUGAUGGAACAUCAACACUAGUUGCAACGGGAUCAGCUGAUAGUACGGUAAAAGUAUGGGAUAUUGAAGGAGGGUUUUGUACGCAUAAUUUUCGUGGACAUGGAGGAAUUAUAAGUUCGUUGAAAUUCUGGAAGGAGAAUUAUGGAUGGAUGCUGAUUUCCGGUUCUGACGAUUGUAAUAUUCGUAUAUGGGAUUUAUCAAAAAGAAGUUGCGUGGCUGUGUUGAAAAGUCAUGUUAGUAUGGUUCGUGGAUUGGAUGUUACAAAUGACGGCAAAUAUUUAUUAAGUGGAUCGAGAGACAAAGUUGUAAAUAUUUGGGACUUGAAUAAGAAAAAAUUGGUUAAAACAUUUCCCGUAUACGAGACUGUAGAAACGGUAGGAAUUUUAGAACCUAACACUAUAAUAUCUGAAAUUGAGAAUAAUUGUGGAAAAGAAUUAUUUUAUACUGGUGGCGAUAAAGCACAGGAUCCCGAAAAGAAUACUAAUUACGGGAUCUCGGAAAUAAUAUAUCUUCGUAAAAGCGAUUAUUUAACGGCCGUGACAACAGAUCAUAAUAUAUUAUUUUACAACAUAUCAUCCGGUUUACGUAGAAUAAAACAAAUUAUAGGUCACAAUGAUGAAAUAAUCGACCUCGUCUAUGUAGGUCCAGAGGAAUCACUCUUGGCCAUAGCAACAAAUACUGAACAAAUUCGGUUGUUAAAUGUAGAUUCAUUUGACAAUAGUAUUAUUUAUGGACAUAAAGAUAUAGUGAUUUGUUUAUCAAAAUCUUUCGAUGGUAGAUUUUUAAUGUCUGGAUCAAAAGACAACACUGCAAGAUUAUGGAAAAUUAAUAUUGAAGCAAACGAAGCUGAGGAAAUCGUUAAACCAUGCGGAAUUUGUAUUGGGCAUACUGGAUCUAUUGGAACCGUUGCUUUACCCAAUAAGAGUCUAAAGUUUUGCAUAACUGGAAGUCUAGACCGUACUGUGAAAUAUUGGGAUUUAUCUAAGACAGAUCUGUCAAAGUGCGAUGAAGAGUACAGGCCAAAAUCGUUGUAUACGCACCAAGCACACGAAAAGGAUAUAAAUUCAAUAUCUAUUUCACAAAAUGAUAAAAUGUUUGCAUCUGGAUCACAAGACAAGACCAUUAAAAUCUGGUCAGUCGCUGACGGAAAAUUAUUAGGAACUUGUAUAGGACAUAAAAGGGGGGUUUGGUGCGUACAAUUUUCACCUGUUGAGCCCAAUAUCGUUUCAAGUUCUGGUGAUAAAACUAUCAAAAUUUGGUCAAUAAAUGAUUUUUCUUGUUUAAAGACGUUUGAAGGACACACAAAUACUGUGUUAAAAGUAUCAUUUUUAACUUCAGGUUUGCAACUAAUAUCAAGUGGAUCUGACGGAUUAGUUAAAUUAUGGAAUUGUAAAUCAAAUGAAUGUGUGACUACGCUGGAUAAUCAUACGGAAAAAAUUUGGUCUCUAACUGUACGAAAAGAUGAAAGAUUCAUUGCUUCGGGUGGUGGUGAUUCCUUAAUAAAUAUAUGGCAAGAUUGUACUGCAGAAGAAAUGGAAACUCGUGUUAAAGAAGAAGAAGAAUUAAUUUUAAAGGAACAAGAAUUGUCAAAUUAUCUGUUAAAGAAAGAUUAUAAGAAUGCUAUUAUGCUUGCUAUUUCAUUGAAUCAACCGUUUAAACUUUUAAAGUUAUUUACCGAGGUUCUAAAUAGCAGAGCUGAAGGUGAUGAUAGCAUCACAGGUUCCGAGUCAACAGAUGAGAUAAUUGCGACACUUUCAAAGGAAAAUCUUGAACAACUAUUAAAAUAUAUUCGAGAUUGGAACACUAAUGCAAAAAAUUACCAUACCACUCAAACUAUUUUAUAUGCUAUCCUCAAAUCUUUUUCAUCUCAAGAUGUAUUGAAAAUUAAUGGAAUUAAGGAUAUAUUGGAUGGAAUGGUAUCAUAUACUGAAAGACAUUAUCAACGUUUAGAUAAAUUAAUCACGGAUUCUUAUAUUAUUGAUUAUUCAUUACAUUCCAUGGAUUUGUUGGAUCCUUUAGGGCAAAAUCAAAUGGAAGAUUAA